Molecule: messenger RNA, 3300 nt
Organism: Symbiodinium sp. CCMP2592
Lineage: Eukaryota; Dinophyceae; Suessiales; Symbiodiniaceae
Source: the annotation of a GenBank genome assembly
AUGGCGCAGGGCGCAAGGUGUGAACGGCCACAGUUACUCGGUCUCACAGGGAUCGGGCGUGUGGAGCUCAGCUUUCAGCGCGCUUCCGUCCACUUGGUCCACGACGUGAAGCGCCUGGAGGACGGCGAGGACUUGAACGAUGCGCUGCUGGACUUCUUCGUGAAGCUGGGCCAGGCGCUGAUCCCCAAUGGAAGGCAAGAGACGGGCUUCAACGCAGGCCUUUCUCCCGUGGCGUACCUCGGCUCCUACUUCUAUGGGAUGCUGCAGAAGGGCCAUGCCUCAGAUGGCCGAGCAGGUCAUGCGAACGUGGCCAACUGGGCCAAGCGGCGCCUGGGCAAAGGCGGCCUCUUCGCAGACCAGGUCGGAGCCUUCGCAGUGCCCGUGAACGAGCUGCUCCGGGACUAUAUGGGGCGACAGCAGGAGAAGCACUGGUGGCUCGCGGUGCUCGUGAACCCACGAGGAGGCUGCCCCAAUCAGGGCCCGGUUCAGGAGGGUGUGAGUGUGGCCUGCCUGGACUCCUUCGCACGCACAGGAAUGCGGUACAAACCACCCAGGCGUGCUUUGAAGGAUGGUACGAUUGAGGCUUACUCGGUAGAGAUCAGCAGCUUCUCGCGCUCGGGCUUCGUGGCGCUGGUCGGCUUUCGGGCUCAGGGCGACGGCUCUCUGGGCCCGCUGGUGGACCCGCGGCUCUCCAGGCUACAGUUUGGGCACCGCAUCAUCAAGGACCCUGAGUUGGACCUCAAGGUCCGGAACUACGGCGACUUCGGGGUGCCAGGGGUUCUCGAGGGCACCCUCGAGUUUGCCUUCGACUCCUCGACCAGGAUCUGCGGCGACUACAUGCUGCACUACGGCGGCGUUGCUGAGUACAAGCCCGCACUGAAGCUGGAGCUCCGCAGAGAGCCCAACCAGUCACAGCAGCAGGUCUCCCGGCUGUUGGCCGGGUACUGCGCAAAGGAGUGGGAGCUGGCCAACCCGGAGACGCCUUACAAAGACAGCCUGAUUGCUGGGGCGCUGCAGCUGGCAGACACACCUCAACAGGAGAGUGCCCACGACUGUGGCUUCUUUAUCCUGGAGCAGGUACUCCGGCUGCUGCAGCUCAGCCCCACAGCUCUGAGGUCUUUGGCGCAGAGGUCCACCGAGGACGUUGCUGGCUUGCCUUGGCCAGCACAGAGGGAGGUAGUCAAGCGGAAGAAGAAGCUGCGGGAGGUGACCGCGGACCUGUUUGUGGCAGCGCGCCGCCAGGGCACCGGGGACGUGGAGGUGCUUCUGAAGCAGGAUGAGGUCCUGCGCAAGAAGCUGCUGCUCGCUAUGUGGGAAGGCCCGUACUUUGCCAAAGCAGUAGCGAACCUCAUCGGCAUGGAUCCGGGACCUCUUCCGGAAAUCCCGACUCUACCCAAGGAAGAAGAGGCAAAAAAGCACGAAGCGGAGGAGGAAUCCGAGUCGGACAGCAGCGAGAGGAGCAGCAGCAGCCAUCGAAGCAGCAGCAGUGCUUCCUCGAGCCGCAGCCGGAAGCGGAAGCACGAGGAGAGCCGCAGCCGCAGCAGGAAGCGGGCCCGCAAGGAGCGGAAGGAGGAACGCCACGGGCACCGGGCCGAGCGCCCGGCCCGGCCGCCCCCGCCGCCCAGCUUCACCAAGGAGGACCUCCAAGGCUAUCCCUCCAAGACGUUGCGGAACCUCUGCGUGCAGUACAAGGUGCUCCCUCCGGGCAUGGUGGAGCGCACGGACUUGUUGAAGGCCUUGGAGCGCCUGGCCAUCGUGAAGAACGCCGUUCCGGCCGGGACGGCAGCGGCGGCCAAGGCGGUGGGCGAGCGCCUCGCAGGUGCCGCCCGGCCAGACCUUCCAAGCUUCACGACGGACGACUUGGACACCAUGCCGAUCAGCAAGCUGAAGAUGUUUUGCAUCCAGUUUGGCCGGCUCCCUUCGGGCUCCCUGGAAAAGUCCGACUUGAAGAAGGCUCUGGCUCCUUUGGCCAAGCCUUCCACAAAGCCGAAGCAGGCCUUCAGCGGCAAUGGGACAGCCUCCGGCCAUUCACAUAGCCACCACCACCACAAGAAGAGGGCCUUGCCCAGCUUCACUGCCACUGAGCUGGACACGAUGCCCAUCAGUCGGCUGAAGAGCUACUGCAUCCAGUACGGCAAGAUGCCCCACGGCCCUGUGGAGCGCACGGACCUGGUGGCCCUCUUGAAGCCCUUCGCGGUCGCAGCGGGCGUCUCGGGAGCCUCCUCGGCACCGGGGUCACUGGGUCCAGGCGCGGCGACCACGACUGCCGCAACGAGCUUCGGCUCCCAAGCAACUUCCGCCAAGCCGGCAGAGGCCGACAGCUUCGUCCUGGAGGACCUGAAGACCAUGAGCAUGAAGGCGCUGAAGACGUUCUGUCUCAAGCACAAGGUCAUGCCCCAUGGACCCGUGGAGAAAUGUGACCUGCAGAAAGCACUGGGAGUCGCUGGGCGCUUGGGUGGGCACACGUGGAACAUCAUCACAAACAGUGACAAGCACGAGCUCUACCUCACGCAGGCACGCAGCCGUGAUCACUACAUCAACGACAAAGGCGAGAUCACCUCUGUGUGGUUCGAUAGACGCAGGCGGGUUCCGCACUCGGUCCGCGGCCUCGAAGGGGCGAACUGGAGCGCCAACGUCAAGGAGAGCCUGCGCUGCCCAGGCUCCGCGGCGGUGCUGCCGCCCACGCCGGAGCAUUCGGGACACUUGGACAGGACGCUCGGCGCGGACCAGGCGCGGCUGCGCGACUCUUGGACGCCGCGUGGAGCGCCCAAGGUCGUGGAUCGCAAGGAGUGGACGCCGCGGCGUGGAGAAGCGCGAAUGGAGCUUAAGCCCCCGAAGGAGGAGGAGAUGUUCAGCUCCGUGGGACAACUGCGUGCCGAGUCGCACAUUGACGUGCAGCAGGGCAGCUUCGCGCAGCAGCUUGGGAGUUCCCGCGACAGUUGCGAUAUUUCAGGAGCUUGGAAAGUAAUAGAUGCACUGACGUACUGUACCUCAAGUCCUCCCUCCGGCCAGAUCGAGCGAGAUUUCCAGGAAGUGGACUGCCUUCUGCCCUCUUCUCCCACCGUUGAGCGGGAAGGUCUCGGGGGUCAGCUCUGUUUGCGGCGGCUCCCGGAGCAGCGGGUGAACCACUCGCAGAGUCGGAUCGAAUCUUUCGCUCAGCGAGAGAUCAGCAACUGGGCGCUCGGAGACGACAAGCUCUUGAGAAAGGAUCCUUUUUGCAUGCGGCCCAUGCAGCAGCCGAACAACUCCGGUGUCAAGUACGACAUCAUCACCAACGAGCGUAGCAAGUUCUGGUACUAG